GCUGUUUGCUCCCCUCUGAUCCACUAUCACAGGUUUGCAUUUCCUCAUCAGUGCAACCGCAUUCACGCUUUUCCGGUCCUUCUGUGCGUCCCGGUGAUCGCUGCUGCUGUGAGGAAGAGGAUGAGACUGUCCUGUUAACGGAUCCCCGGACUGUUGAAGCCUGCCUGCCUUUUCUCUCCGGAUCUAAGGAAAUCGACUAAAGCUCCAUGACCCUACCCUAUGAAGACAGGGACACAUCUAGCCUGUUGUAGUUUAUCACCCUGACAUGAUGGGGGGGUCACUCUGGAUUUUCCAUGGUGCCACUGAAGCCCUGUUCAAUGGAAAGAGCUUCAUUGCAGUUCUACCUUUGGCUCUGUUGUUGCCAACAGUGAGAGUCAGUGCACAGACGAUGAUGAUAGGUGGCCCUUUGGACUGCGAGGAGACUUGUGUGUGUGCCAGCAACAUCGUCAGCUGCUCCAAGAAGAAUCUAACCUAUGUGCCAACCCCUCUUCCAAAUUAUACAGCUGUUCUGGAUCUCAGCUUUAACAGCAUCACCAGGCUACGUGCUGAGUGGACCCCCCACUCACUAAACAGGCUACACAGUCUGAUCCUCAGCCACAACAACCUCACGUUCCUUUCCUCUGAGGCCUUUGUGUCUGUGACCAAGCUCCGCUACCUGGACCUUUCCUUCAAUAGCCUCCGCCAGCUGGACGAGUGCAUCUUUGAGCCUCUGGAGGAGCUGGAGGUGCUGCUGCUUUACAGCAACUGCAUCUCUCAGGUAAAUCGCGCAGCCUUCUCUGGCCUCGACAACCUGCAGAGGCUCUACCUGAGCCAGAACAAGAUCUCCCGCUUCCCCUUGGAGCUGGUGAAGGAUCGCACUAGGCUGGAAGCUCUUAGACUGCUUGAUGUGUCCUCCAACAAAAUCAAAGCCCUGCCCCUCUCUGAUCUAAAGGUUCUGCCCGCCUGGAUCAAGAACAGCCUGUACUUCCACAACAACCCCCUGCCCUGCACCUGUGAUUUGCAUGACCUGGUGGCACACUGGCACCUCAAGGCGCUCAGCUCUACUAUGGACUUUAAGGAUAGCCACACUUGUUUGUUACCAGGCAUACAGAAAGAGAAAAUGGCCAUACUGGAUCUUGACAAGCACUAUUUGAACUGCAGUAAGGUCACGGUUAUGGACAAAUCCGCCUAUCUGGAACAGCGCCUGGUCCUGGACUGUGACAGCAGGGAGAGGGACAUGAUGAAGAACUGGGUGCUGCCUGGAAACAUCUCACUGUCUCCUGCCAUGGAGACGCUUAAUGAUGGCAGCCUCCUGAUUGGGCCCCUGAAGGCAGAGGACUCUGGGGUCUACACCUGCUAUGCCACAAGUGACUCCUUUAAUGAGACGCUGUAUGUAACUGUAACCGUGUUUAAUUCCACUAAAAGUGGUGGGCUCGAGAACCUAAAGACGGCCUACACUACCCUCAUAGCAUGUCUGGUCAGUUUAGUUAUGGUUCUCGUCUACCUCUAUCUCACACCGUGCCGCUGCGCAUGUUGUCCAGGACAAGGCCUGGAGAAAAGCGACAGUUUCCACUCUUCAACUGUGAGCCUCUCUCAGGCACAUGAGGAGACGGGGCAAGAAAGAGGGGAAGGCCGAGGCUUCGCCUACAGACAUGUGGCCUUCAUGCAACCCAAGGACCAGCUAGAGCAGAACGGGAGGUUGAACCCAAUAGAGGAAGACGAGGAGUGUCAGGGGGACAGGGAGAGAAGGAGGUCUGACGCAGAGUCUGUCAGCUCAGUGUGCUCAGAUACCCCCAUGGUGGCGUGAAGUCAGUGGCACAGCCUGGAGGUGAACGAUAUGUUCAGUGUGGGAUUCAGACUGCCGACAUCCGGUCCCAAUGGAGAGUGAGUAGCAGAACGGCCCGAGGGGAACAACUGAGAGCGAGUACCAUCCACCGAAUGUUUCUGGGCAUUAGUGCCCAACCCUCAACAAAUCAGCAAAUGCCAGCCAGCCAGCAGUCUCAUAAACACCAUCAGAAAUAGCAGCUCAUAGUGCAGCCAACAUGCAGGGGGCACCGAUGAAAUGUAAAUAUAGAAGUAGCAGUUUUCAAACCCAUUUUUAUUUCUAAAAUACCUUCAAACUGUUGAUUUUAACUUGAGCAAUGUUAGAAAAUAAACCAGCAAGAGAUUCAGUCCAUGCAAAAGAUGUGUUGACAAACCUAAAGUCACUCUGGCUCUACUGUGAUUAAACAACUCUCACAAAAACACAUCUGAAAGUAAUAUUAAUGAUAUAAAUAGAAUAAUUCAGUGAAGCGUUUUAAGCAAAACACAAUCCCAGAUGACAGAUGAGAUGUAGCAAUGUACACUAAACGUACUCUUAUAUUGGAAGGAACUAUUACCUUAUUACUGUCACUUCUCGUGGUGCCUUUUCAAGAUAAGCUGUGGUGAAUAAACACGAUAUAUUAAAUGUCUUUGUAGGAAUUCUAGCACUGAACACAUGACGUUGUGUGUGUGGUUUUGUAGAAUUAUAAUGUAGCUAAACAUGAGGACUUCAUUGACUUCUGUCUCUCACACAUAUCCACUGUAUGCUGAUGUUGUACACUUCUUAUUUUUCCUGUGAAAGUUUUUACCAAAGACUGAGUUACAUGCAGAGAAUGAAUAACCUACGUGUUCAGUGUUUACAGUCAGCACCGUUAUAUUGAUGUUGUUGUUACCAACCAUAUUUUCAUUGUUUGAAUUCAGCCAUAAACUGAGAUUUUUAUAUAUGCAAUCCUCUAUAAGGACUUAUUGUAUUUCAUUAUUUGCUGCAAUAUAUCUUGUCUGUUAAUGUAUUGUUUCUGUAUGUCAUGUACUAAAAGAAAA
Molecule: messenger RNA, 2820 nt
Organism: Trematomus bernacchii (emerald rockcod)
Lineage: Eukaryota; Metazoa; Chordata; Actinopteri; Perciformes; Nototheniidae
Product: amphoterin-induced protein 1-like
Exons: 3
Coding region: 266-1786 (506 amino acids)
Biological process (GO): brain development
Molecular function (GO): protein binding
Source: RefSeq, a predicted model, not a curated record